AGAAAGGAGGUCAAGAGCAUAGAUAAGAUGUCAGAACUGGAAACAGCUAUGGGAAUGCUCAUUGAUGUCUUUGACCGGUAUGCAGGAACUGAUAGCAAUAAGGAGACUCUGACUAAAGAAGAACUAAAGACACUCUUGGAAAAAGAGUUCCCAAACUUUGUUAAGAAUGGGAAGAAUAAUGAGGCAAUUGAUAAACUAUUUGAAAACCUGGAUAACAACAAGGAUGCUCAGGUGGACUUCAACGAGUUCAUGAUCUUCACUGCUGCCCUGACUGUUACCUGUCAUAAGUACUGUCACCAGAAGGGACCUAAGUGAUUCUAGACAGGCCAACCACAGAUGACAGAAUCUUGCUGAUUGGAAUAAUGUGCUGUGUAGAAUUAAAAGGCUUGUUGAUAAC
This is a messenger RNA of Trichosurus vulpecula (common brushtail), 397 nucleotides long. It is a transcript of the gene S100P, whose product is annotated as S100 calcium binding protein P. Lineage: Eukaryota; Metazoa; Chordata; Mammalia; Diprotodontia; Phalangeridae. The record is from RefSeq and is a predicted model, not a curated record. The transcript has 2 exons. Gene Ontology annotation, cellular component: extracellular exosome; cytoplasm. Bases 28 to 315 code for a protein of 95 amino acids. Gene Ontology annotation, biological process: endothelial cell migration. Gene Ontology annotation, molecular function: calcium ion binding; transition metal ion binding.